This is a messenger RNA of Exaiptasia diaphana, 2755 nucleotides long. RefSeq names its product ecto-NOX disulfide-thiol exchanger 2. NCBI's taxonomy places the organism in Eukaryota, Metazoa, Cnidaria, Anthozoa, Actiniaria, Aiptasiidae. The coding region runs from base 97 to 2577 and encodes 826 amino acids. The transcript is spliced from 7 exons. Gene Ontology annotation, molecular function: RNA binding; protein-disulfide reductase activity. Gene Ontology annotation, biological process: ultradian rhythm. The record is from RefSeq and is a predicted model, not a curated record. Gene Ontology annotation, cellular component: plasma membrane; external side of plasma membrane.
CUUCAAGAUGGCGGACAUGUCAUGAASUGAUCAGAGAGGUUUUCAAGACGUUACACUUAAAUAAUUCAGUGUUUGUCGAGAAAUAGCUCAUUGGAAAUGGCUUUCAUUGGAAGCCCRAAUGAAGCAGCGAUUAAAUCACUGUUUAACCAGAUUAUCAGGUCUGGAAUGCCAUUACCAAUAGAUAAUCCAAACUUGGACAUCAUGAGAUUACAGGAGAAGCUCAUGAGAUCCAAUCGAGAUAUUGAAGAACUUGAAAACAGAAUGAGAGAAGAGAAUAGACAUUCAAGAGAACGAGAGAACCAAAGAGACAGGAGUUAUCGUGAUGACGUUGACAAAGUCGAUGCAAGGGGUCAACACAGGUCUAAAUUCUUUGGAGGUGCAUUAGACAGAGGUGAURCUAGGAGCUUGAUGCAGUCUGAGAUGUCAUUGGAGAGUGAUAGUAGAUGGGGGAGUGGGGAUAGCUUCAGAGAUUUAGAUGACAGAAGAAUGUCUUUAGAGGAAAGAAAGAGACCCAGAGAUCGUCCUUCAAGAUUUGAAAGCAUAGACAAUCACAGGAGAUCUGAUCGGGAWAUGGCGGCCAGUUUUAAUCCCCUUUUGCAGUUUCCAAGUWCAUAUAGUAUGGGGCAAGAUCUUUUUCAAAGCAGUUCUAGUUCAGAUAUGUGGUCAUCAAUGAGUGAUGCUGCCAGGCAAAGCUAUAUGUAUGGAAUGGAAAGUGSAWCAUUGAGACCACCAUACACUCUAGAGCCACCACCUGCAAGUCAAACCAAACCAAUCCUCUCAGACAAACCUCUAGGUUGCCAYACUGUAUUUAUUGGAGGACUUCGAGAUCAAAUCACAGAAGAACUCUUGAGGGAAAUUUUCUAUACRACAUGUGGAGCUGUUGACACUGUCAGGAUAUCAGUAGGGAAAGGUGGUACCAAGUUUGCACAUGUGAGAUUUGUKGAGGCAGAGUCUGUUGAUAUAGCUGUAACCUACAGUGGAUAUAAACUUUACUUAGGAACAGGAAAUGAAAGUUUUGGAGGACGGAUACAUAUUGACUAUGCAAAGUCCAGAGAAGAUGAGAAGGAGUAUGAAAUCAUGCUAAGAGCAAAGGAAAGGGAAGCAAGGCAUAUGAAGAAUGACAUGGAGAAACCUUUGAUAAUGUAUUCAGAAAGUGCUGCAUCRGAACUUAUGCAAAGCAUUCGUUCAACCUCAGGUUUCCAUGARUCUUUUCAAACGCUGGCACAAUGGCUUGAGAGAGGUGAAUGUACAAGAAGAACCUCAUCAACUUUCUACAACUUGUURAGUGCUGUCCAUAACCACAUCAAGAGACUUGUCAAAGAGAAAAAAGAGCAUGAAGAAAUCGUGGAAAGGCAGAAGGUUGAGCAAGAAGAAAGAGCAAAACUUAUGAUGGCUCAAGGCACUGCUAUCAUGAAAAUMUUCCAAGCAGCAUCAAAGAAGAGAUGUUGGGAUCAUUUCAGCAAGGCUCAGAGAAGAAACAUUGAUGAUUGGCAUCAGCAAGUGGAAAAGGAAAUAAAAAUAAGUGAAGAAGAACAAUUGGAGAAACGUGAGGAGGUAGGUAUGGAUCUUGAUGAUGAUCAAGAACACAGCGAAAUCAAAUCAGAACCCACYAGCAGUCUAGUAGACAAUGAGGAAACAGGUGAACCAAUGGCAAAGCAGGCUAAAACAGAAUCAGAAGAAGCCACACAGGCUGCUUUAGAAGCACAGGACAUCAAGUUUCGAGCGCAAAAUGCAAGCUUGAGAGCUCUUGCUGAAAAAAAUGCAUCACUSAUGGGGGAAGUGGAGGGUUACAAGAAGGAAAUUGUAGACCUUAAGCAGAAAUUUGCCAGUGUAUUUCAAGACAAGGAUUUGCAGAUUGCAAGGUUAAUGACUGCUGUACAAGGAUUGCAAAACUUCCUUCAAAAUGUUACUUUGAAUACACCAGAGAUAAAUCCCACUGAUAUCGAAGUAGAGGUUGAUAAAGAAAGUAAAGACGUUAGUAAUAACACGGGACAGACUACUGUUGAGCAAAGUUCUCAAAUUCAACAAACCUCAAUAGAACAACUUUCAAGUGAUCAGAAUGAAGAACCAACAGAGAAUGAAAAACCACCGGAAAAAGUWGAGCAAAAGAAAGCAAAGAACGAAGGUAAAAGAGGACCUCGAACGCGAAGACGAGGAAGGAAGAAGGAGAAACAAAUAACAGAGGAGGAGGUUGUAGAGGAAGUGGAUAACAAGGCAGAAACUGUCACAGAUGCUACAGAAUGCUCAGUCUCCUUAACGAUUGACUUGGCGAAUCCUGCUGACGGGGACGUAGACAAYUUGACCAAGGAUGUUAGUCACUCUCAAAGCGCAUAUAAUCCUGGUGUUGUACGCUUGACAAGCCAAGACAUGACAGUCGUUGGGCUUCUUUGUUCCUAUCUUCAAGUUUGUCCCUAUGGGGCCACCACUGAGCAGGUGCUUAACCACAUACAGCGCCAUGUACCUGGAGUCACCACAGAAGGACUGGCGCUUAUUCUUGACGGUCUUCCAAUGAUAUUUGUAGGAGAUGGUUUGGAAUUUUAUAGUAAAACCUGGAAAUUUAAACAAGUACUGACAUAAAUGAAUAUAUUGAAAACAAACCAUGAAAAAAACGUUUAACAAACUAGUCUAGCAUUUGAAUGUUCAGUUUUACUAAUUUUUGACGCAAAGUCUUUUGACAAUAUUUAACAUGUUAAUCUUUUUUUUUUCUUAUUUUUUGGCUGAAUUUUUUUUUGGAAAUAAAGUAUAUACCUGUCAU